GGCUCGCGCCAAGCUGAAAAUCCGGAGCUUGCCGAAAGCCAAGUCCGAUGGACCGACCUCCCCGAGAACCGCCUCCAAGGCGGACGCCAUGCGGGACAUGUAUGGCUUCACGCUCCAGAGCCAGUACACGGACAUCUACAAGACAUUCGCACGGAUUUACCAGGUGGAGGAGGAGGAGCGGUCAGACCGGUGGGACAAGUUCCUGCAGCACUGCGACCUCUCCUUGCGCGCACCUUCCUCCUCCUCCGCCCACACCGCCACAGCAGCACAGGCAGCAUCAGCAGCAGCACAGGCAGCAUCAGCAGCAGCUGCAUCUCCCUCCGAAGCUGGAAUGGAAGUGGGAGUAGGACUGGGGAGAGAAGGAGAAGGCGGGGAGGAGGGAGCAGCAGCACUGGGAGGGGAAAGGGUAGGAGGAGUGUUUCAGGGAGGAAGGGAAGGGGGAGGAGGAGGAGGAGGAGAAGGGGUAGGGUCAGGAGCAGGGGAAUGGCCGCUAGACAGCCCUGCGUCCGCGCCAACCACCCCUGGGGACUUCAGGGGUGCGAGGCUGGCUGACGUGGAGCUGACGGUAGAUCCUGUGCUCCGGAGGGGGUCCGGGGGGGAUGCAAGAUUCAGAGAGCAAUUUCGGGAGGAGCUGGUCACUAUAGAGAGGGUGCUUAAAGGGAGGAAGCUGUGGAGGAGGAGGGGAGGAGAAGGGGCCAGGCGGGAGGGGAGUGGGGAUGGGGAGAUUGGUGGGAUCUCUUUUAGGGGUGGGAAUGCUGCUGCUGGUGCUGGUGCUGGUGCUGGUGCUGGUGCUGGUGCUGGUGCUGGUGCUGGUGCUGGUGCUGCUGCUGGUGCUGGUGCUGGUGCUGGUGCUGGUGCUGGUGCUGCUGCUGGUGCUGGUGCUGGUGCUGGUGCUGGUGCUGCUGCUAGCGUUGGUGCAGCAGCAGCUGUGGAUAGACAUGGGGAGGAAGGGAGUGUGCGAGGGGAUGUGGGGAUUUCGAGUGUAGAUGUGAGCGUGGAUGUGAGUGUGAGCGGGAGAGAGAGUGAAAGGGAGAGUGAGAGUGAAGGAAUGAGAAAAGAGAAACGGGCAGAUGAUCGAGCAAAGGAAGGGCUUGAGGCGAUGCAAAGCUCAGGCGUGCUUGAGAGUUCCGGCUCAGUAAAGGAAGGUGAACGGGAAAGGGAUGCUGUAGGAAGUGGCUCUACCAAAGGGGAGAAAGAUUUGCAUGCUGCUGUGGCUUGUAACGAGGAUGCUCCAAAGGAAACAGAGGCUGGAAGAAAAGAGGGAGAGGGUGCGAGUAAGGCUGAUGCUGCUGCAGACGCAGGGGAUAAGAAGACUGGAGAGGCAGAGCAAGGGGCGUGUGUGCAGUCGCCUGGAAAGACGAAGUUGCAAGAUGGAGAGGUGGGGGAUGGUGGAAAAAAGGCAAGCUUAGGAUUUGGUGAGGGGGGAGGGGAAAAGGUGGAGUGUGGAGUAAAGGAGGAGGAAAAAGUGAAGGGUAAGGGUUCGAAAACGAAAGUGGAGGAGGAAGAGGAGGAAGAAGAGGAGGAGGAGGAAGAGGAGGAAGAAGAGGAGGAGGAGGAAGAGGAGGAAGAGGAGGAAGAGGAGGAGGAGGAAGAAGAGGAGGAGGAGGAAGAAGAAGAGGAAGAAGAGGAGGAGGAAGAGGAAGAGGAGGAGGAAGAGGAGGAGGAAGAGGAGGAGGAAGAAGAGGAAGAGGAGGAAGAAGAGGAGGAGGAAGAAGAGGAAGAGGAGGAAGAGGAGGAGGAGGAAGAGGAGGAGGAGGAAGAGGAGGAGGAAGAAGAGGAAGAGGAGGAAGAAGAGGAAGAUGAGGAAGAGGAGGAGGAGGAGGAGGAAGAGGAGGAGGAAGGGAAGAAAGAGGUUACUGAAGCAGGCAAAGAGGGCACAGAGGGAAGCAAGAAAGCCACGGCACCGACUGAAAAGAACGGCACCUCUGGAGGCUCCAAGGCAGAGAGCAAAGAAACUACAGAGCAGUCAAAAGCCGUCGGAGCAGCACGAGCAAGCGGAGCACCAGCAGCGGCAGCAGCAAGCCAACAAAAAGAGCCCAAGAGCCCAUCCAAGUCAUCCAAGCCAUCCGAGCUACUGAGCCCUUCCAAGUCCUCAAAGCUGCUGAAAAUAGUUCCCCCCUCCCCUCCCGCCUCUCUAGCAGACCUGCAGGCGAACCUGCUGUCGCCGGCUGCCACUGCCGCUGCCGUGCAGGCGCAGAGGGAUGCAGCAGACGCUGCUGCGGCACUUGAUGCCAUUGCGAAUAAGACGCUCAAGGCCGCAAGGGAGGCUCAGGGCGAGGUGGGAGAGACAGAGGGAGAGGGGAUGCUGGCACAGAGGGAAGCAGCAGAAGCUGCAGAUGCACUGGAAGCCGUGGCGAAUAGGACGCUCAAGACAGCGAGGGAGGCACAGUCAAACGUGGGACAGGGAGGAGAGAUGGCGGGAGUGGGAGGGGGAGGAGAGCAGGCGGGGGUGGGGAUGGGAGCAGAGGUCGAGGUUGUAGCGGGCGGGCAGUCUCUGAUGGGCGAGACGGACGAGAAGGGUGGAAUGGGGAAGGAUGAUGGAGGGGAGGGGACGGGGAAGGCAGGAGUGGAAGAGGGCGAGGAGGGGUUAAAGCAGGCGAUAGAGGCGCACGGGGAGAGCCAGGAGGGGAAGCAAGAGCAGGAGGAGGAGGAGCAGCAGCAAGAGGCGGAGGGGGAGGGGAAUGAGGCGGAGGGGAGUGUGAAUGCACUGCGGCGGCCGUUCAACACGGCAGGGUUCCCGAUGCUGGGGCGCGUGCCGUGGGGGAGAGAGCUGCACUCGCUGGUGAUGGGCGGUGUGCCCAUGAAUCUAAGAGGAGAGGUGUGGCAGAUAUUCGUGGGCACUAAGGCGAGAAGGCGGGCGGGGCUGUACGACGCUCUUCUCGAGGAGGCUCAUAAGGAGGACGAGCACUGCCCCAACAGCAGCCUGGCUGACAUCUAUGCCCGCAUCCGCGCCAAGGACGUGCAGAACUCAUGGGCCGUGCAGAUUGAGAAGGACCUUCCUCGCACCUUCCCUGGCCACCCAGCGUUGGACUCUAUAGGUCGAGACUCGCUGCGCCGGCUGCUAACGGCGUAUGCGAGGAAGAACAAGGAAGUGGGGUACUGCCAGGGAAUGAACUUUCUAGGCGGUCUGCUGCUGCUCCUUAUGCCGGAGGAGAAUGCGUUCUGGACUCUCACAGGCAUCGUGGAUGACUACCUGAGGGGCUAUUACUCCGACAACAUGAUUGAGGCUCAGGUGGAUCAGCUUGUGUUUGAAGAACUCGUGAGGCAAAACUUUCCAAGACUCGCGACCCACUUCGAGAGCAUGAACGUGCAACUGUCGUGGAUAACAGGCCCCUGGUUCCUCUCCCUUUUCAUCAACGUCUUCCCCUGGGAAAGCGUGCUGCGAGUGUGGGACGUGAUGCUAUUUGAAGGCUCUCGCUGCAUGCUCUUCAGAGCGUGCCUGGCGCUUCUCGAGCAGCACUCCUUUCUUCUCAUGGAGCUGAAUGAGACGGGCGAGCUCAUGUCAACCCUCCAGAACGUAGCAGCGUCAGCCUUCGAUGCGAGCCAGCUGGUGCUGAAUGCGUGUGUGGGGUACAUGGGGGUCAACGAGACACUCUUGGAGGACCUCAGACAGAAGCACCGGCCAGCCAUCAUGAAGAGACUAGAAGAACGGCAGAUCGCCCUGCAGCGGUACCAGAGCGGCAAGUCGGAGCGCCUCAAGGCCGAAGCCGCGGCCAUCUUCGAGCGCAUGGCCCUCAACCCCGCCGCUGCCACCAACUCCAUUGACGACUCCAUCCUCCCCUCGCCUUCCUCCUCCACUUCUGGGGCUUCCCUGCUGCUAGACCCGCCCUCUCUCCUCCUGCCGGCCUCUUCUACUAACAGCCUCGUUACUAACAGCAAGAGCGGUAAAAAUCAUAACAGAAACAGUCAACUGCCCCCUCUAUUCACCCAAGGGAGACAGAAGGGGGCUGUUCAGGGUGCAUCCCAGGCAAUCCCAGCAGCCAAUCAGCUCUUGCCACCUGUCCACUUCAAGCCAGGCGCGAUAUUGUUCCCCCUCCCCCCCACUCCUCCGCUGUCCCGUUCCUCCUCCCUCUCAAGGCUCCACGUGUCAGCUCUCCAUAGGCCCAUCUGGCACCGCUUUGGCAUGCACUUAGGCUGCAGCCCUGCUGCUAGAAGCAUGGUGGCGCUCUUAGCUAAGCAAAUGGAGGAGGAGCGGACUCAGGCUCGGGUCCUGCCGAAGCUGUCGCUGCCGAACCGAGUGGCUCGCGCCGUGGCUGUGUUGCUGGAAGCAGCAGGUGUGGGUGCUGGAAAAGGGGGGAAGGAUGGUGAAACGUGGGGGGCAGAAGGCAAAGAUAGGAGGGGCGAGGGGGUGAAAGGUGGCUUGGUUAUGGGCAUAGAUGGGUCCUGGGUUGAGGCAAGUUGGGCUGGUAUCCACGGGGAGUUGAGAGGUGGAGGUGGGGGAGGAGGAGAAAAGAGAGAAGAUUGGGGAGAGGGAGGAGUGGUGCAAGAGGGAGGGGAGGCUGAUAGUGCAGCGAGCAGGCUGGCAGUGAAGUCCUUCUCCUCUCACUCCCCCUCACAGUCACUCCCCCUUUGGCCCGACCACCGCCGGUCGUCCUCCUCGCAUGACCUCGCUGCUCUGAACCGCGGCCCCGCUUCCCCUGACCUCCUCCUGAUAAACGGCUGCGCUGCUGCUGCUGAUGCUCAUGCUGGCUGCUCAGACGACACUGCAGCAGCGGCAGCAGCAGGAGAAGGAGUGGGGGCAAGUCCGACAGGAGCAGGAGCAGAGGGAGCAGUGGCAGCACCCAUGCCGUCUGCGGCGUCGUGGCCGAGCUCUCUCUCCUGGUCCGGGUGGGGGCAGCGGGGCUCGCUCUUUGGCGGGGGGAGCUCUUCUGCUGGUGCAGCUGCUGCUGCGGGAGGGAAGGGAGAGGGGGAGGUGGGAGGAGGGGCAGGGGAGGUGGAUUUGGGAGGAGUGCAGGAUGGUGGAGAGCGGUUGAAGAGGGAUAUGGCUGCCAUGCUGGAUCUACAAGCACAGGUCGCAUGGCUCAAGGAGCAGCUGGUCUUAACUCUAGAGAGCCACCACGAGUCGCAACAGCGGGUGGAGGCCCUUCAAACAGCCAUGGUGGAAAUGGCUCAGAGAGACACUCACAUGCAACUGACUGUCAAGGUGGAGCAAUUGACCAAUGAGGUGGCGGUGCUUCAACGGGAGUUGUCUCAGCAGCAGCAGCGGGCAGCGGUGGUUCUUGAGCAAGCCGUGAUGGACAAGCAGAUUGAGAUGCAGAAGGAGCUGAACGCGCUGCUGAGGGCGCUGGCGUCGAAGGAGGAGAAGAUGAGGCGGGAGGUGGAGGGGCUGCAGGAUAGGGUGGAGGAGAGGGAUAUGGAAAUUGAAAGACUAAAGCGGGUGAUUGGUCGCAUGGAGAGCGAGAGGAAGGACCAGGAGGAGAUGAUAGCAGUGGGCAAGCAGCAGGUGGACACACACAAGCGCGUCAUCGAGAUGCUCGUGGAGAAGAGCAAGGCCAUGCAGCAGCAGAUGGUGGACAUGGAGAAGAGGGCGCUCACAGCAGAAGGGAUGGCUCGUGCCUUUCUGGAGAUCUCAGGAGCAGAGAAGGGGUACACCACGUUUGGGUCGGCAGUGGGGCUUGAGUCCAGCUACCUGCCCUCUGGUGCUGACCUUGAGGCACUGACCCACUCCCCCCUCCCAUCACCAUCCUCGUUAGCAGCGUCUUCAUUAUCAUCAGUAGCAUCUUCGACAAGUACAGUCCAUUCAUCAGCAGGUGUGGAAGAGAGGGGCAGUAGACCUGCUGUGCCAAACACUACUGUUACACUUAGUGUACAGAAAAGUUAGUGGAAUAGGCAUUGCUUAUUGCUAAAAUGGCCAUGGUGCAACUGCCGGAUCGCUUAUCAUAAAUGCUAACAUAUUUA
Messenger RNA from Closterium sp. NIES-67, 5898 nucleotides. The record is from the annotation of a GenBank genome assembly. Lineage: Eukaryota; Viridiplantae; Streptophyta; Zygnematophyceae; Desmidiales; Closteriaceae.